Panicum virgatum (switchgrass) is the source of this 814-nucleotide messenger RNA. Its product is annotated as germin-like protein 8-5. The record is from RefSeq and is a predicted model, not a curated record. Gene Ontology annotation, molecular function: manganese ion binding. Lineage: Eukaryota; Viridiplantae; Streptophyta; Magnoliopsida; Poales; Poaceae. Bases 1 to 573 code for a protein of 190 amino acids. Gene Ontology annotation, cellular component: cell wall. The transcript has a single exon.
AUGUCUACUACAGUGAAGGUGAAUGGUUUUGUCUGCCAGGACCCAAUGGUUGUAAAUGCGGAUGACUUCUUCAAGGCUGCUGAGCUUGACAAGCCUAGAGACACUAUGGCAAGUAAGGUUGGGUCUAAUGUCACUCUGAUCAAUGUCAUGAAGAUCCCUGGACUCAACACUCUAGGCAUCUCAUUGGCCCGUAUUGACUAUGCACCCUUAGGUGAGAAUCCACCACACACCCACCCACGUGCCACAGAGAUUCUUACGGUGCUCGAGGGGAAACUUUAUGUUGGUUUUGUCACCUCCAACCCAAACCAGCUCUUCACUAAGGAGCUCAACAAGGGUGAUGUGUUUGUAUUCCCCGAAGGGCUCAUCCACUUCCAAUUCAAUCCUGACUAUCACAAGCCAGCAGUUGCGAUCGCCGCUCUCAGCAGCCAAAAUCCUGGGGUCAUUACCAUUGCCAAUGCAGUCUUCGGAUCAAAGCCACCGAUCUCCGAUGAUGUCUUGGCCAAGGCAUUUCAGGUGGAAAAGGGGACUAUUGAUUGGCUUCAGGCCCAAUUCUGGGAGAACAACCAUUACUAAUUAUGGCAGAAUAACCUACACUAAAUAAUCAAACGUGGUUCCUUGUACAGGAGACCACACCCCUUCUAUGUAUUUCGACUAUUUUUAGUUUAUGCUACUAGAGUCGCUAAAAUAAAUGGCAAGUAUAUCUAUAUACUGUCACUUCGAUCACCGUGUCUCUGUGUUGUACCACACCCUCAUUAUAUUACUGGAACAAUAUUUUUUUUAAUGAUAAACGGCAUGAAGCUUCUAUUUAUCCGAG